Messenger RNA from Salvelinus namaycush (lake trout), 1966 nucleotides. Its product is annotated as homeobox-containing protein 1-like. Gene Ontology annotation, molecular function: double-stranded telomeric DNA binding. Gene Ontology annotation, cellular component: nucleus. The coding region runs from base 260 to 1906 and encodes 548 amino acids. The record is from RefSeq and is a predicted model, not a curated record. Gene Ontology annotation, biological process: positive regulation of DNA-templated transcription. Lineage: Eukaryota; Metazoa; Chordata; Actinopteri; Salmoniformes; Salmonidae. The transcript is spliced from 11 exons.
AGCUUCUGGUGCAAGAUGCAUGUAAUGAACUAGCUAUCCAACGUAGCGAAAGUUAGCUAGUGGGAGCUACUUUUAGUAGCUUGUUAAUGCAUCUGUGUUAUAGUAUAGGCAGUUGCAAGCUAGUGUCAACACAUUAACUAGCAAGCUAAUAAUUAGCUAGCACGAUAAGCUAACCGUACCAGACUGCAGCACGUCAGUGGAAGUGAUUGGCAAGUCUCAUUUGGCAGAUGGCUAACUUGGUAGCUAGCUCCAUCGAGCCAUGCGACAGUGGUGCCUCCCGGCUGCGGUCCCGCGAACCGAACCGAUGCCCACAGGGCGCCUCUCACCCCCGCUAUCAGAUGUCAGGAUGGAGUGUUGUGAGGUGGAGCCACGCUAUACCAUCGAGCAGAUCGACCUCCUCCAGCGUCUCCGUCUCUCAGGGAUGACCAAGCCACAGAUCAUCCAGGCCUUGGAGUCCCUAGAGCGGCUAGAUCCCGACCAUCGCCCCCCGUACUGCAACGACACCCACACCGCCAACCCAACCAACGACACCACCCCUACCACAGCCUCCGCCCCAGCCCCCUCCUCCUCUUCCUCCUCCUCUUCUUCCUCCCUCUCCUUGGCCUCCGCCACAACGCAGACCCCUGGGCUGGACGGCGCCUCGCUGUCGCCUAGUAACAGCUAUGAGGCCUCUCCCCCGCCGAUGUACCCACACGGGGUUGGAGUUCAGAAGUCACUUAGCUAUGACAUCAUGGCAGAGGAGGACUGGGAUCUGGAGGAGAAGGUGGAGGAGUACAUGAGGAGGGACAGUAACCUGGUGAAGGAGGAGAUUAAAACCUUCCUCAACAAUCGCAGGAUCUCCCAGGCCAUUGUGGGACAGGUCACAGGUAUCAGUCAGAGCUAUAUCUCUCAGUGGUUGCUGCAGCAGGGCUUGGAGAUGAGCGACUCCAAACGCAGAGCCUUCUACCGCUGGUACCUGCUUGAGCGAAACAACCCAGGGCUGAGAUGGAGUGAAAGCCAGCACGGCCCAGCGGGUCUGGGCCCAGGGCUCUGUGGUCUCGGCCAGGGGUUGGGUCAGAACCUGGGCUCUGGACCCGCCAGGGGAGGGGACAGAGACGUCACAGGGAUGGUGGGAAACGCCGCUACGGGCGCCACAGCCGCGGCCACGGCCGCCACCACCUGGGGCAGGCAGAGAGAGCUGCUGAUGCACCUCCUCCCAUGGUACACUGCUGCCGCACAGCAGGCACAGCCAGGUGCUACCCUGUCGAUGCGCUCCCUGGUGAAGGAGGAGCCUGAUUGGAGAACGGGGGUCAGCCCUGGGGAGAGGGGCGGGGUGGUGGGUGGUCCUCUGAGGCUGCGGAGGGGAAGCAGGUUCACCUGGAGGAAGGAGUGCCAGUCAAUCAUGGAGAGUUUCUUCAUGGAGAACCAGUACCCUGAUGAAGCGAAGAGAGAGGAGAUCGCUAACACCUGCAACUCAGUCAUCCAGAAACCUGGAUGCAAGCUGUCUGAGUUUGAGCGUGUCACGGCUCUGAAAGUGUACAACUGGUUCGCCAACCGCCGGAAAGAGAUGAAGAGACGGGCUAAUAUAGAGGCAGCCAUCUUGGAGAGUCAUGGUAUCGAGGUUCCAAGCCCGAGCUGUCAAUCCAACGGGGAGGAGUUGGAACCACAGGACUUCGCAGAGCAAGUGAAUCAACGAUUCAUAGAGCAGGUGAAUCAACGAUUCAUAGAGCAGGUGAAUCAACGAUUCAUAGAGCAGGUGAAUCAACGAUUCAUAGAGCAGGAAGAGAUCUCUUCCAGGAAGGACCUUGAUCUACAAGACACCUCCUCAUUGGCUGCCGUCGAGGUCCUUCCCCCUCCAAGCCCCACCUCUCAGGUUCUGGAACAGAAAGCUGAUGAAUCGAAGAGAGAGACAGUGGACGAGGAGUGACCAAUGGGAGAGCGUGGAUUUGAAUAUAUAACGGCAUAUUAAAAUAUAAUAUUAAUAAUA